Ustilaginoidea virens is the source of this 273-nucleotide messenger RNA. RefSeq lists its product as uncharacterized. NCBI's taxonomy places the organism in Eukaryota, Fungi, Ascomycota, Sordariomycetes, Hypocreales, Clavicipitaceae. The record is from RefSeq and is a predicted model, not a curated record. The transcript is spliced from 2 exons. Bases 1 to 273 code for a protein of 90 amino acids.
AUGGACAUGGACGUGGACAUGGACGUGGGCAGGAACGACAGGAACGACAGGAACGACAGGAACGACAGGGCCAACGGACGACGGACCACGGACCACGGGGACGAGGACGACAGCGGGCCAACGAGCGGGUCGAGGCCAGCCAGCUGUCCCCUCCCAGUGGCUGUGGCUGCCCCUGUGGAGACGCUGUGGGGACAAUACGGGUUGGGAAACUAUCACUGCGCCACGCCACCCCUGGAUUCCAGCGGAACCAGCUACAGCUCGGGGCCCAUUUGA